AUGAAGCCUGUAUACUUUUUGCUUUUCGUUUUGCCCCUAACCGUUGCUGAAUCUGAACGCCUAUCACCGAGCAGUUUUUUUCAAUUUUAUAGCGGAGUUGGAUGGUUUCUGCGUCGAUGGGCUCUAAAAACUUAUGAAACGGUGCAAAAUGAAAGCUGCCGAAGUGAUCUCCAUUUCUGGAUAGAUUCUUUGCAUAAUUAUUCUCAUGCAAUUGCCACAAACUGCUCCGACUCUGAUGAAAUCGACUGUGACGAGAGAAAGGAAAAGGACGAGGAAAACAAUAUGUUCGCUGUUAGACAAUUGGAUUCUUAUGGGAGGAUACCGAGUAACCUGUUAUCUGUAAAUACGAUAUGGCUUGGUUCUUGGGAAGAAUGUCUGUCGGUAAAAGCUGUUGCUUUGCCUUCCUAUAGCACGCAGUACUGUUAUGCUCAUGUUGGAAUAACAUUUGAUGUUCCAUUUGUUAAGGAUAAAUUUUACAGCCUUGAAGAAAUCUUUUUUAAAGUUUUGUCUAAAAAAAAUCUUUCCCCUUUGCAGUUUGAGGGUGAUAAAGUUUGCUUAUCACCGGUACUAGCCCGUUGGACUGUUUGUAUGCCGAGAAGCUGUCAGGAAAACGACAUUUUAAAGUUUCUGCACACGUCGUUGAAACCUGUUACUAAUUCGAUCAGGGUUUGCAAAGUGGAUUGUUAUCCAUAUGAGGCACCAAAAAAGAAUCUCUAUUUUUGGAUAGUGAUAACUAUUUGUAUCAUACUAGUUUUUCUUGUAGUAGCAGCCACCACAGCUGACUACUGUACAGAUUCUGACCUGUAUGCCGAACAGCGAAGACACAAAGGGAUUCGAUGUUUAUUAGCAUUUUCGCUUUAUACCAAUUGUGCAGAAUUAGUAAAUCCAGAAAAAGUUCCGGGUCAGAUUGGCUGUUUACAUUGUUUACGAGCGUUGACAAUGUCGUGGAUCGUCAUUUCUCACGUUCUUGAACUUCAUCUUAGCGGAGAUAACCCAUUGGAAGCAGCAAAAGCGACCCAAUUCUUUUUAAACGACAUCUUUAUAAACGCUUAUUUUUCUGUCGACACAUUCCUGUUUGUUGGAGGACUACUGUUGGCAUAUGUUUUCUUCAGAGACAUGAAACGAAACUCUUCACUACUGCGAUCGCCAGUUUAUUGGAGCCUUUACUACCUGCAUCGGUACCUCAGGCUGAGUAUUCCUUAUUUUACUCUCAUGGCUUUUGGAAUAGCAAUAUACGACAAAAUUACAUAUGGGCCAGCCCUACCAAAUAACCAGAUGAACUUGGAUUCAUGUAAAAAAUACUGGUGGAAAAAUAUGCUCUACAUCAACAAUUUUCUCGGCAAUAAAGGAACGUGUAUGGCACACACGUGGUACUUGGCUGCUGAUAUGCAAAUUCAUGUUAUUGCCCCUUUAAUUCUUGUCCCCCUAUUUUUAUCGAGAACGUUUGGGUUUAUUUUGGGUGGCUUUCUACUGUUUGCAACCACCAUAUUAAAUUAUUUUAUUAUUAUGAAAUACGAUUUUCCUGUAAACUAUGUUGGAUUUUUUAUGGACAUGUACAAACCAGAAAAACUAUUGUGGUUUGAACAAAUGCUCUAUAAUGCUCCAUGGGCCAGAUUUUCACCUUACUUAAUUGGUGUAUAUACCGGUUAUUUUCUUUACCAGACAAAAGAAAGGAAAAUGUCACUUAACUGGUCGACAAUUCUGAUGCUGUGGUCUGCAACGUUCUUAAUACUUGGUGGCUGCAUUUUUGGUCUUUAUGAUUAUCUGCAAAGUCCAGAGAAUGCAAUUUCAAGUUUCGCUCGGGCAAGCUACCAUAACUGGUCUAAAGUUGGUUGGGGGCUAGCAUUAGCAUGGAUUGUUAUUGCCUGUGAAAAAAACUGGGCAGGACCAAUUAAAAAUUUGAUCGAGCAGGGAGCUUGGGUACCGUUCGGCAGGCUUACCUACUGCGCUUUCUUAAUACACUUCCCUCUUAUUGGUAUCCUUUUAUCCUGGGAUCGGAAACCGUAUCAUUUUAUUAAUGUUGUUUGUACGUGUAUCCGAGAAGGUCUUCCUAUUUUGGUGGUAUGUUACGCAAGUGCUUUCGUAUGGCAUACGAUGAUUGAAGUUCCAUUUGCGAAACUGGAAAAAUUAGCGAUUGAUACACUGCUGGGUGGUUUCAAAGAACAUGAUCGAAUUAUCAGCGGGACAUAUGAUAGUAGCCAUCGACACAGAUUUAAUAUGAAUAGUGAAGGAAAAAACUUCUAUAAUCAGAAAGAUGUUGCGGACCCGAAAAAUUCUGUGUUUCGAUUAUAA
Messenger RNA from Enterobius vermicularis (human pinworm), 2292 nucleotides. The record is from the annotation of a GenBank genome assembly. Lineage: Eukaryota; Metazoa; Nematoda; Chromadorea; Rhabditida; Oxyuridae.